Messenger RNA from Rotaria sordida, 639 nucleotides. The record is from the annotation of a GenBank genome assembly. Lineage: Eukaryota; Metazoa; Rotifera; Eurotatoria; Philodinida; Philodinidae.
AUGGUUGAUUUCGAAAAUGCGGCAAUUAAUGCUUUUCAAUCAUCAUUUGGUACAACUACAAGUCUAGUUGGAAUGUCAGCUUGCUUUUUUCAUCUUCAAAAAAGUAUUUUGCGUAAACUACAAGAUCUGGGACUAAAAAAUAAUUACGAAAAUGAUUCAGAAUUUGCAUAUAAUGUUCAUAAAAUUUCUGUAUUAGCAUUUCUUCAACCAUCUGAUGUUGCACAAGCAUUCGACGAUCUUUAUCCAUCUUUACCUCCAAUGUUAGAACCUGUAAUGGAUUACUUUGAAGAUACGUACAUUGGAAGACGUCGACCAAAUGGACGUGCAACACCAAGAUUUUCGAUUGACUUAUGGAAUAUGCUUUACAGAACAACUAAUGAUUUAAUGCGUACUAAUAAUCAAGCAGAAGCUUGGCACAGAAGACUCAACUCUGUAAUACAAUUUAAAUUAGAUGCUGAUGAUAAAUCAUUUCGAAAUAAAAAAUAUUUGGAUUAUAGUCAACAUUUAAAGAACUUGUUACUAUCUCCACAUCCAACUCUUCUUACACAAUUAGAAGGACUAGCAAAAAAUUUGCAAUUGAAUUUAACUCUAUUGAAUCUAAUUUCUGUUAUGAUUGUUGUUAUUAUUAUACAUGCAUAG